AUGCCAAAUAAAAAUGACAAAAUUAAGAAAGACGAUAAUCACAAAUUUGUAAAAAAUGUCAAAAAUGUUGGGGGAGUGCCUCUUGAAAAUGGCUCCACAAACAAUUUAACAGCCAAUUUUCAUCACAGUCCGAAGCGGAUUAAAGGAAAACCAAUAACCAAGAAAUCUACUCUGACGGAUUCUGUUGCGGGUUUUGUCAAUGAAGUCAUUACUAAUGUGAAUUCAACUAAUGAGCCAAUAAAAUGGGCAAAGAUUCAAAAUCUUCAGACUGGCUUGAAAGGCAAAGAUUCUGCUCUUAUUGUGAUUAUUAUUGGUUUGGCAAGAGGAUAUCAAAUUUAUUUUAUGGAAAAUGGUGAAUUUGAAGAAAUAAUUUCUGUCAGAAACGCUCCUCUUAAAGAUGGAUUACUUCUUCCUUUUAAUGUUGAUGGUGUCGACAGUCUCUCCACUCAUCGCCCAAUAUUUGCUUCCGUUUUCGAGGAGUACUCUUCUGAUGGGAACACUUUAAAUUUUAUUUCUUUGAGUUCUGGAGAGACUUGGCGACGUGAUAAAUUCGAUACCCACAUUGUCGAGAUUGAUUUUUCUUCCAACUGUUUUUUGGUAAUGCUUGCCGAAAUAAUUAUAAUUUACAACAAUAAUGACCUCAUUGAACGCUUACGUGUAAAAAUACCAAAAGGAUGUCCAGUGUUUGCCUUGUCAGGAAAUUUCCUUGCUUUUGCUGAUGAAAAUUGGAAACAUUCAUUACUUUCUUGCGGAUUUUCUAGUGACAAUCAUUCAACAGACAACCAUGUAAUGUUAACAGCCAAAAAAAUAACCAAAACAAUGACUUCUUUUGGUGGUUCUUUAGUCUCCUCGAUUACUACACCUUUAAAGAAUGUAAAUAAUAAUGGAAUUAUUAAUAACAACAAUAAAACGGGACUCGUAACAAUUGUAAAUAUUGAUUCAAAUUUAAAAUAUUUUUCAACAUCUUUUAAAACGAACAAGGUUUGUGUGUUUUGUUUAAUUUGGUUUUUUGGGUGA
Messenger RNA from Meloidogyne enterolobii, 1017 nucleotides. Lineage: Eukaryota; Metazoa; Nematoda; Chromadorea; Rhabditida; Meloidogynidae. The record is from the annotation of a GenBank genome assembly.